AGUCGAUUGUCAACAUUCAGUACGAUCAGACUCAUUAGGUUAAUUUUAGUUACAAAGAUUAUUAGUUUUAUUUUAUAAAGUACAAUCUACAAAAUUAAUUAACAAAAUGACUACGUUUAAGCAAGUUCCUCUCACGUGUGGUGGCCAUACUAGACCAGUCGUACACUUGGAUUUUAGUGACGUUACAAAAGAUGGAUAUUAUUUGAUUUCUGCCUGCAAAGAUGGUAAGCCUAUGUUGCGGCAGGGUGAGACAGGAGACUGGAUUGGUACAUUUGAGGGUCAUAAAGGUGCAGUGUGGGGGGUAGCGCUGACACAAAAUGCAAACUUAGCUGCUAGCGGAGCAGCUGACUUCUCAGCUAAAUUAUGGGAUGCAAGAUAUGGAGAUGUUGUGCAUACGUUUGACCAUGAACAUAUAGUGAAGAGUGUAAAUUUCAAUUCUGAUGACACUAUGCUACUCACUGCUAGCAAUGAGAAACUUAUCAGAGUGUUUGAUCUCAACAAACCUGAAGCUGGACCCUUGGAGAAGUAUAAUGCACAUACAAGCAGCAUUAGGCAUGCAGUGUUUCUCCACAAUUCACGUAUCGUCAGUUGCAGUGAUGACCUCACAAUGCGCGUAUGGGACCGUAACAGUGGACAGGAGGUGCACAAAAUUGAAUUUCCAAGCAUUCCAAAUAGCUUAGAAUUAUCCAGAGAUGGAGCCAUAUUAACUGUAGCUUAUGGUACAAAUGUGGCGUUUUACACGUCAGACUCUAUGAGAAAAAUGCGGGAAUUCCCCGUACCCACAAAGUGUUUCUCUGCUUCCCUCGCGCCGAGCCGGGCGACGUUUGUCUGCGGCGGAGAGGACCUGAAGGUCUACAAGUUUGACUACAACACUGGCACUGAGCUAGAAUCGAACAAAGGGCAUUUCGGACCAGUUCACUGCGUGCGAUGGUCUCCCGAUGGUGAAUUGUAUGCGACCAGUUCAGAAGACGGAACAGUGAGACUGUGGCAAGGAGUGCCGGGCCGCGUGUACGGACUGUGGAGGCGUAGUAACGACCACCAGCCCAUGGCCAACGGGUUCAAGGAAGUGGCCGCCGCUAACUGACCCGCGUCCCCCACUCGCCAGGACAAUGAAGAGUGUGAGUGCAAUCCAAAUUGAUCAGUAUCGGUUCACGUCUGCGGCGGUCACCGAAUAUGUGUAUUUUGGACUUGAGAAGUUUAGCCUGUCAAAAAUCGAGACUUUUAUAUCUAAACGUCGACAGUGUUUGUGUUGUUUUUUUUUUAUUUAAUUUUUUCGCAACACUAGUUUUUAUACUCAAAAGCAAUGUAUUUAUUGUAAAAAGGAACUAAUAGACUUGAUAUGCAACAAAAUAAAGUGAUUUGU
Molecule: messenger RNA, 1363 nt
Organism: Diatraea saccharalis (sugarcane borer)
Lineage: Eukaryota; Metazoa; Arthropoda; Insecta; Lepidoptera; Crambidae
Source: the annotation of a GenBank genome assembly